AUGUUGACCGCGCCCCGAGUAGUCUUCUCUGUGUUCACCCUGAUGAAUAUUGUGCUGAUGGUGAGGCGAAAAAAAAAAGAGAAAAAAAUUAGCAAAAAAAAGAGAAUAAUUAGCAAAAAAGAGUCACCUUCAACUGACGCAGAAAAAAGGACAAACAAACCCCUCUUCUUCACCACACAUGCAUUAUCCCUAGGAGGUGCAGGCCAGAAGGGCCCGAGGCAAUUAUCCCAAUUCACUUCUGACUCAGAUGGUCACUCCACCUCAAGUGAGCUGAACAAGAAGAAGAGCAACAACGGCAAAUGUGCUGGCAGCGAUUGUAGCGACUGCAGUGAUGGCAGCGACUGCGGCGAUUGCGGCGACUGUGGCAAUUGCAGCGAAUGCAGAGAGUGCAGCGAAGGCAGCGAAGGGGAACAAGGUGAAUCCCCAGAUGGGGCAGCUUCCUGCUCAGUAAAAAAAGAACAACAGAAGAAGACGCAGAGGGAUGAUGAAGAUUAUGAUGAUGAUGAGGAGGAGGAGGAGGAUGACGAAGAAGAAGAUGAUGAUGAAAGUAAUGAAGAAGAGAGUCAUGAAGAUGAUGAGGAGGAAGAAGAAGACGGAGGGUUAGACAUAUCAGGUAUACUAAAAGAACAUAUGUUUGUUGUGCCGAAAGAAAAAGUAGAGCUUCUAUUGGAUGAGUGCAAUCGCAUACAGAAAUCCGAUUAUGAAAGAGCGCUGGAUAAUUUAUUCGGGGAAUUACAUGACUUCUCUAUCCAGUGUGGGUUACUAAAGGAGGAGAAAAUAGCCUUAUGGAAUGAAUGUCUUGAAGAUAUAGCCAAAGAUUUAAAAGAUAUUGACGAUUAUUAUGAUGAAAUUUAUGAUUUUAAUAUGAAUGCAGAAACUGUGGUGACUGUUUCUUUUGUUUACUCUUUAACUAAUUUUCUGAACCUGUGGACCACUACCAUAGAAGGGAUCGAGAAGAAGUGGUGCGCCCUUUUUGCCGAGAGGGCUUUGGAUUAUAAGGAUGCCCUUCGAGAGGCUAAACUGCGCAAGGCGGCCACGGCGGAGCCUGACUCCCAGGAGGGAGCAGCGGGUUCUUCCGCCUCGGGUGCAGCGAGUACCACCUCGGGUGCAGCGGGUACCACCUCGGGUGCAGCGGGUACCACCUCGGGUGCGGCGAGUGCCACCUCAGGUGCGGCGAGUGCCACCUCAGGUGCAGCGGGUACCACCUCGGGUGCGGCGAGUGCCACCUCAGGUGCGGCGAGUGCCACCUCAGGUGCGGCGAGUGCCACCUCAAGUGCUGCGGCAGCGGCGCCAGCCCAAGAGGAAGGAAAGGACUCCCAGGAGGGGGACAAGGCCGAUUCCCAGGAGGAGGGGGCCGAUUCCAACGAGACGAAAGAACAAUAAACAGGUGAGCAGCUGCCCAGAAAAAGUUAGAGGCCGCCCAACCAGAUGUAGAUCAAUUGGUUUGAAAGCUUACACCCGACAUCGCGCCCCACUCAGUGAAGUGCUGGCACGAGUGCGCUGGAUGUUCGCCCUCACAGGAGAAGCCGCUCUUCCGUUCGAGCGGACGAAGCUGAGAUGUUAAAAUUGAGCAGAAGAAGUGGGCGAAAUGCGCCAAGUGGGCCACAUUUUGCCGCCGCUUGCGAAGGAACGAACUGCCCCACACUUUUGAAAAAAAAACAACAAAAUGGACUUUCCGCAGAUUCGAAAAUGUGCGCUGUUUCCAGCACCACAACGCCGCAUCGUGCAUAUGGGUAUCUUCACGCCAAUGUGCCGCUCCGUCCCCCUCUGGAAAAUGUCCCCGCGGCUGAAAUAACUCUUUUCCCGUGCAUCCCCGUAGUGUCACUGUUUUUAUGUUUGUCUUUUUUUUAUUUUUUGUGCCUUUCAUCAUGCCGUGAUACAUGUUGAGGGGGGACCCGCCCUCACUGAUUUACUCCGCCGAUUAGAGACUAAUUUUUUGGGCUCCCCCAAAAGGGCAGUCGCAGUUAAGGCCAUUUUCCGGACUGAUUUUCGCAAAUGGAGAGCGGCGUUCGCAAAUGGAGCGCGGCGUUCGCAAAUGGAGAGCGGCGUUCGCAAAUGGAGCGCGGCCGGCAUUCGCCAAGUGGAACCUGAUUUUUCAAAAUGGAA
Molecule: messenger RNA, 2106 nt
Organism: Plasmodium vivax (malaria parasite P. vivax)
Lineage: Eukaryota; Apicomplexa; Aconoidasida; Haemosporida; Plasmodiidae
Product: RAD protein (Pv-fam-e)
Exons: 3
Coding region: 1-1383 (460 amino acids)
Source: RefSeq, a predicted model, not a curated record